AUGGAAUGUAUUAUGUGGGGACAUAGAAUAGUAAUUCCCGAGUCAUUGCAAAAAGAGUUACUCGCGGAAUUGCAUAGCGCACACAUGGGAAUUGUCCGAAUGAAGGCAUUAGCUAGGUCAUAUAUUUGGUGGCCAAAAAUUGACCAAGAUAUUGAAAAUGUGUCAAGGACGUGCAAAUCGUGUUUGGAAAACGCGGAUAAUCCACCACGAUCAGUUUUACAUACUUGGGACUGGUCCGACGGGCCAAAUCAUCGCAUACACGCAGACAUUUUAGGUCCUAUUAAAGGCAGGGCGUAUCUUAUUAUUGUUGAUGCAUUUUCAAAAUGGGUCGAUGUAAAGGAAAUGACAAACAUUACGGCACCAGAGACAAUCAAAAUGUUCAGAGAAUAUUUUUGCACAUGGGGAAUAACUUUCAAAUUAGUGACCGAUAAUGGUCCUACAUUUACGUCAGAAUCAUUUUCGGAAUUUGUGAGAAAGAACGGAAUUCGUCAUAUCAAAACUGCUCCGUAUCACCCCGCAACCAAUGGGGCGGCAGAAAAUUCAGUGAAAACGUUUAAAACAAAAUUUAAAUUACUUCUGGCCAAAAAUGAUAGACGCGACUCUCUUAUGAAGUAUUUAUUUCAUUAUCGCUCUUCUCCUCAUUGCACUACCGGAGUGUCACCUGCGGAGCUACAAUGUAGUAGGAAAUUCCGAACCAGGUGGAAUUUGUUGAAAUCAAUGGUGGGGGAAAGAGUCACGCAAAGACAAAUCGAUCAAAAGCACUAUUUUCGCGGUAAUAGGAAAAUCACCUUUAUAAAUAAAGAGACGGUUAUGGCAAAAGAUUAUGCUUGCGAUAGGUGGCGUAAAUCGGAACUUGUCGAAAAAUUAAGUUCAGUAUCGUAUAAAGUUCGCACGGAGGACAGUAGGAUAUGGAAAAGACAUAUUGAUCAACUUCGUUCAGCCAAUGUACUAUUCGGGGUAGAAAAAUGUGAAAAUACGGGAAAUUACGAUGAGUGUUACGAUGAAGAUACCGUGGAAAACGUAGAAAGUAAAACCGACGUUGUAACUCAAAAGGAGAGAUCGUUGAAGAAUCGAAAUCUGUAA
This is a messenger RNA of Nomia melanderi (Alkali bee), 1083 nucleotides long. The record is from RefSeq and is a predicted model, not a curated record. NCBI's taxonomy places the organism in Eukaryota, Metazoa, Arthropoda, Insecta, Hymenoptera, Halictidae.